This is a messenger RNA of Aspergillus terreus NIH2624, 900 nucleotides long. RefSeq lists its product as uncharacterized. The transcript has 2 exons. Bases 1 to 900 code for a protein of 299 amino acids. NCBI's taxonomy places the organism in Eukaryota, Fungi, Ascomycota, Eurotiomycetes, Eurotiales, Aspergillaceae. The record is from RefSeq and is a predicted model, not a curated record.
AUGUAUUUCUUCCGGGCACUUCUUUCGCCAGUGGUUAUGUGGCCCGCCCUAGUGUCGGGGAAAUCUAACUCAAAUACCGCCAAUUACACCGUCGAAGAGCUCUGGGACCUCGAAGUUACAUUUUGGGAUAACUUUCUGUACCCCGCCAACGUCAAGCAGGUGGAGGCGAUCAACUCAACUUUGUUCACCACAGAAGUGCAAGGCCGAGUAGACAUCACCAGGGUGUUUAACGGCAGCGAGCUAAACACGGAAUAUAUCUUUGGACUGUUCUCUGACCCCAACCAUCUCAGUCUAGUGGGGGUGCCCAUUGCCUACAGCAUUACACAGUUCAUUGCAGAGAGGAAUAUUGCAUCUGCUACCACCGUUGUGACGUUCAAUGCCACCUCAUUUGGCAACCUGUUACUGCCCGUUACAAUUGAUACAUGGAUCAUGUGGGAUGCUGAUGGACGUAUCAUGCAAUAUGAUGCCACUUUUCGCUGGUUCGGCUUCCUGCUGGAUACUCUCGUGGAGGCAUUGGCGACGUCCAUCAACGGUACCGCCAGCCAGGCAACAGCUGCAUUAACUCAGCUACUUGCCACGACUGUUUGUGACACGCAUGAUAAGUACUGCACAGGGGAGAACCAGCAGUACGAUAACAGCACAGCCUGCUAUGACUUCCUAACUACAGCAAUCCCACUCGGCAAGGACUACGAACUGGGCCGAGACACCCUCCUAUGCCGGGAGGUGCACGAGCAUAUGGUGCAGUAUGACCCUAAGAUGCACUGUCCGCAUAUUGGACCCACUGGAGGGGAUUACUGCGUGAAUGAUCAGACGUAUGAACAAAAGGUUCUGCAGAAGUACUUCAAUGUGUCUUGGAUUGUGGGAGUACCCUGGACUGGGAAUAUAUGGUUGGGAGACUGA